Molecule: messenger RNA, 2483 nt
Organism: Aphidius gifuensis
Lineage: Eukaryota; Metazoa; Arthropoda; Insecta; Hymenoptera; Braconidae
Exons: 10
Coding region: 36-2381 (781 amino acids)
Source: RefSeq, a predicted model, not a curated record
AGACGGGUGAUGAGGGGCUUCGGUUAAUACGUAAAAUGCGCAAUAGCGCUUUAUCAAAUACCAUGAAAAUGUUAUUGACUAUUUUAACAAGAGCAUUGUUGUUAUUAAUUGUCAUUGACUGUUGUUGGGCACUGACUCCACGACAAACUGAAUGUGCAUUUCCAGUGAGAUGGGAAGGCACGUGGUUCCAAAGUGGUGUGAGACAGCCAAUUCUCAUAUCGAAAAAUAUUUUAUCAAGCAAAGGACGCUGUUUGAGAAACGAAGGAGACAAAUUUCUCGUUGUCGACGAAAAAUCAUGCUACCGAUGUGUUGUCAUUCACGAAAAGCACUCAAAUGUACUUCAAUACAAAGAAACAUAUUGUCACAAUCGAAAUUCACUACCAUCACUGUGUUCAUAUAUAACCGGUGAUGCUUUGUUGUAUUCAAUGUUUCGAGAGGAGGCAACAGCAGUGUCUUGUCCAUUUCGUGGACCAAUGACAUUUACGUAUAACCGUGGUCAUGGUACUUGUUCAAGUCCACUCAGUAAUGUUGAUACAUGUACCGAUGACAGUAGAUUACUCUUCAAGUAUCAAGCAUGUCCUGAUGUUCCAGCAUCAGAAAGUGCAGUUGAAGAGUUGGAGUGUUUGGCAACAUGGAAAGAAGGUAGCAGUCGUUAUCUUGUUGGUCGUUUGCAUCAUGGUCAUGCGUCAAGCAAUGAAGAACGUUAUCGAUGCUUCGUUUACGAGCGUGCUGGUCAAAGUGUUGGUGCAAUGAGUAGGGCGGUUCUUGGAAUGGCAACCAUUGACCAUGAGUCUGGUUUACCAUCUACUAUACCACUUACCGAAGACACACCAGAAGUUUAUAGGGUUGCCCAAAGUGGCGAUGCAACUUGCAAUGGUCUAUUCAGUCCAAUGGAGGGUUCACGAACAAUGACUCUGACGAAAGCUUUAUCACCAGGAAAAUGUCGAUUUCCAAGUUGGUUAAGUGGCCACACAAAUAAUGGACUAACUUGGCACACACUGGAUCUGACAAGAUCAUAUACAUUUUAUCCGAGAAAUGCAAGUUUACAUGUGACAAGAUCAAAUAGCAGCACUCGAUUAGAUAAUUCUGGUGUUGAUUUUCAAGAUAUUAUUGAUGGACAAGAUGAACAAACUAUCAUGAUACUUUGUAACAGUAUCAAGCAGACAAAUCCAUCACAAACUAUUACAAUGCUAGUUGCACACUUCACAGUUGGAUGCCAAAGUGGAUUUAUAUGCAUGACUUUUUAUCGACGUGAUGGUCAUGUUAUUGAAAUGCAAACCGGAAGUCCAGUAUCAAGAUCUGAAGAGGCAUGUAGUUCACCUCAUCAUCAACCACGAAAUGUUCCCUAUCUCACUCUUGUCACAAGUUCACCAGAGCCAAGACAAUGUCCUUAUCUUGGUAAAUUUGCAGUAACUGAAGUAAAUCGUAAUCAAAAAAUAAAUGAUAAUAAUAAAAAAUCAAAUGAGUCACCAGAUGAAACACAUUUGCGUCAUUCAGAUGAUCGUAAAUCACGUAAAUAUGAUUUUGAUAUUGAUCAAAGACGUGUUAAUAAUGACUACAAAAUACAUGAACAUUUAAAUAGACGUUCAAGAACAAAACGUUCAAGUGAACAUGAUGAUAUUAGCAAAAAAAUUAAUUUAAAAAUUAUAAAAAAAAGUGAAAUAGCUAAAAAAGUGAUUAAAAAAAAUAUUGAAAAUUUUCAUAUAAAUAUUAGUGAAUUUAGUAAAAUUGGUGAAUUUUGGGAUUUUGAAGAUAGAGUAGCUGAUACUAGUCAUGAUGAUUAUUUUGGUGAUUAUGAGGUUAAUGAAAAGCCAGAAAAAAGAUCAAAUUUAUUGUCGUAUAAUGAUUUGUUGAGAAUUAAAAGAAGCUUGAAUGAUGAUUCAUAUAAUUACGAUGAUAAUUACAGUGAAAAAAGAGAAAAACGUGAAGAAGAAGAGUCAAAAUGUAAUGCUGAAGUGACAACAUUAAAUGUUGGUUGUUCAACAGCUGAUAAAAUGGAAUUUCAAAGUGAUUGUAUUGAUGACAAUGAUGCUGUUACAGCUUAUUCGUGUCACGGAAGAUGGUUUGAUACAGAAGGAAAUCAAUAUGUCAUUGCAACACCAAUUGCACGUAAAAGCUCAUGGUCAAAUGGUAAUAAUGAACCUCAAGCUUUUCGUAAUACACGAAGACUUUGUUUUAUGUAUCGUGAAAGUGGAGGUGUUGUUAGUCUUACUGCAAGUACAACUGCAUGUCAACGUGGUGUUCAAACACAACCACCUUUACUUGCCUUCAAUGCAACUAGCAUUGGACAGUGUAUGGAGGACAAUGGAAGCUCCAGCAUAAAUUCAUCUUACAUUAUCAUAAUUUCCAUCGUUAUUCUGUGUCUCGAAGUUCUCAGAUGAUUUUGAGUGUCUUCCGGAAAUGGAAAUAAUUUACAAGUUAUACAAAAGACGUAUUUAAUAGAAGUGAAAAUAAAAAAUGAAAAAGAAUAAAAAAAAAAAAAA